UUCAAGGUUAUGGACUCCGAUAAUUUUAGAGAUCUUAAGGCUAACUUGCACUAGUUCGAUAUUACCUGCCGAAAUUCUAGGUUCGCUGGCCUUCAACCGCAGAUGGACAACGUAGAGUCGCACUCAUUUCUAGCCGACCGCGGGCAAAAUCUUCUCGUCGCACGCACGGAUUCCGCAGAACCGAAUACCGCUCCUUAUACCAAAAGAGUCGAAGGCUUGGAUGAUAGGUUGACAAAACCGGGGGUUCAACCUCCAGCUACAACCUGGAGAGUUCCUUUCCCAGAGAAGCCAGCAGUUAUAGAGGAACGAAAUGGCGAGAUCGAAUUCCGAGUCGUCAAUAACGAUGGCACCAGACAGAGCACGAUUAUCCUUACAGGUCUAAAAAACCUGUUUCAAAAGCAACUUCCGAAAAUGCCUAAAGAUUACAUCGCACGCCUCGUCUACGAUCGCACUCACUUGUCCCUCGCCAUCGUCAGAACGCCUCUAGAGGUCAUCGGCGGCAUAACAUUCCGAGAAUUCCGACACCGCAGUUUUGCUGAAAUCGUUUUUUGCGCGGUCUCAUCUGAUCAACAGGUGAAAGGAUACGGAGCGCAUCUGAAGGCCCAUUUGAAGGAUUAUGUCAAAGCUACGUCCACGGUGGUGCAUUUUCUAACGUACGCUGAUAACUUUGCCACCGGGUACUUCCAAAAACAGGGGUUUACCAAAGAGAUCUCCCUCCCCAAGUCUGCCUGGAUGGGGUAUAUCAAAGAUUACGAAGGAGGCACGCUCAUGCAAUGCACGAUGCUUCCCCGAAUACGGUACCUCGAGGCUGGCCGUAUGCUUCAGAAACAGAAGGAAACCGUACAGGCCAAAAUUCGUAGCUUGAGUAAAAGCCACAUUAUCCUUCAACCACCUCAGCAAUGGACCAACGGCGCUGUCACUCCAAUCAAUCCGCUCUCUAUUCCUGCCAUUCGGGCAACUGGCUGGUCUCCAGAAAUGGACGAAAUUGCACGGCAACCACGCCGCGGACCUCAUUUCAACGACUGUCGACGUUUCCUCUAUCAAAUCCAGAACCACAACCAAGCAUGGCCCUUCCUUAAGCCGGUUGACAAAGACGAGGUCCCUGAUUAUUACAAUGUGAUCACAUCACCCAUGGAUCUGACGGCUAUGGAGGAAAGAUUGGAGCAGGGUUUUUAUGGUACUCCGAAAGACCUUGUCGGUGAUCUCAAGUUGAUUUUCAGUAAUUGCCGGCAGUAUAAUAACCCGACCACGGUAUAUGCCAAGUGUGCGAUCAGGCUGGAGAAGUACAUGUGGAGUCUUAUCCGGGAGAUUCCGGAGUGGCACGACUUGCUUGAGAAUUGAUUGGUGUUCAUGUAUAUUGUACUUUUUGAGUUAGGACUUUUGUGAGGAGCUCGAGAAUAUGUAUGGAUAGGGGCUUGUGAUAACGAUAAGACUGGAGAUGAGAUGCAUGCUAGAGUAGGAAUUCUCGAGACUUUCAAUACCAGCGAUUUGCUUGA
Molecule: messenger RNA, 1496 nt
Organism: Trematosphaeria pertusa
Lineage: Eukaryota; Fungi; Ascomycota; Dothideomycetes; Pleosporales; Trematosphaeriaceae
Product: histone acetyltransferase GCN5-like protein
Exons: 2
Coding region: 103-1341 (412 amino acids)
Biological process (GO): positive regulation of transcription by RNA polymerase II; chromatin remodeling
Cellular component (GO): histone acetyltransferase complex
Molecular function (GO): histone H3 acetyltransferase activity; protein binding
Source: RefSeq, a predicted model, not a curated record